GCCACAGGCCGUUUUCCCUUGUGCUUUGCCCACUUGUUCCAUGAUGUCUAUCUUGGCAGACUAGAAGACUUGAGAAUGAUGCAGCGGGUGAGCAUAUCCAGGAAGCUCCUGGUCCCGAAGAUGAGAAGCGAAGGAGGUCGGUGUCGGAUAACUCGCCCCGUGUGUAUCAUGAACAACCAGAUUGAAUGGGACCUCGAUACGUCCCUAGUAAAAGGUCCCGCACGAUCCGUACCGUCGGAUCAAUAUACGCACUCAUCAGCUCGCAAUCUAUUUGCCGCUCUCCCAAACAAAACCCCAAAACAAGACAGCCACCCCCCUAUCGCCAAGGCACAGAACUAUGAGCCGCCACCCGUCAAUGAGGAUGGAGGCAGAACAAUAUCAUCAACUUGCCACCGGGGCAUGGCCCUCCUGGAAUGACGACAGUUUUAACGAACACCAAUGGAACGACAACUCUGGUAUAUUCGACGACAGCUGCAUUACCGCUGACUAUUUCCUUCCCUUGAUGCCGGAUUUCUUAGACUCAUCGCACUUCCUAUUAACUCAAACGGACGGCUCAGCAUUGGGUUCUGCUUCCAAAUUCACUGAUUCCAUCCCACAGCCGGAUCCUCCCGAGUUUGAGCCUGCGUCGGUGAUGGAUGUCAUUUCUCCGCUCAGUUCAGGUGGUACUACUUGGACCUCACCAUCGCUGGAAUUUGAUUUCAACAGUCCCGUCAUCGGCACCACACAGCCACAGUUUGGGGCUGUCCCACUAGACAGAACGGCCCAGAUGAGAGACGAGUUGAGUUCCAAUGCGCCCGCUAUCGCUCCAAUGGACACCGUCCAACGGCCGCCGGCCCAGCCUGCCCCGGAAAUCAACUCUUGGAAUGGUGUCCAACAACAACCACCGCUGUGCCCCGCCAGCCCCAGACUGCUUACAAUGGCAGACAAACCUCCCCAUAUUUCAGCGCGCCAAUGGCGCAUGGAGAUCAGGCCGGAGAGGUGCCGUGUCUGCGGGAAGGGUCACACGUACCCGGCUGAGCUCAAGAAACACAUGGUCGCCCAGCAUCGCCACCUCGCUGCGGAGUAUGGGCUUUCUACGGAGCGAUAUGUCUGCAAGUGGUGCGGCAAGUCGUAUGCGAGAGAUGAUCAUCUAACGCGUCAUCGGACGAAAGAACAUGGGCGGGAAAAAUACGCGAAAAGAAGAAGGAAGGGGGAAAGAGGGGAUGGGACUUGAACACGGAGCUGGUGAACAUCAAGGGUGCGUUAAUGAGCCGAGCUUUUGGGAUUUCCUAGUUCCGGAUGAUUUUUCUUGAAGCGGACUUUUGAAAUGGUACACAGGGGUGGGUGGGGUCUCCGAGUCGGAGUUUCUCCUGACUCGGGGCCGGGGGUUUCUCACUGCCUACUUUUUGAGACAUACGCUACGUUUCAUAGCUAUCAUGACUUGACGACUUCUCAAUUUAGUAUUAUCUGUCUUUUCGAAGGCCUCUGUCCAAAAAUAAGAAUAUAUAUAUAUAUAUAUA
This is a messenger RNA of Chaetomium fimeti, 1499 nucleotides long. RefSeq lists its product as uncharacterized. The transcript is spliced from 3 exons. The record is from RefSeq and is a predicted model, not a curated record. The coding region runs from base 338 to 1213 and encodes 291 amino acids. Lineage: Eukaryota; Fungi; Ascomycota; Sordariomycetes; Sordariales; Chaetomiaceae.